UGGGCAUGACGUCACCAGAGGUCCUUUAGCCCACUAGGAAAUAGCAUGUACGGUAGUCCUGGAGCAGCAGCUGCGGAUCGCAUGGGGUGAAGGGAAGGAGAGCUCCUCGUCCUGUGCGGUGGAUUUACAGCCCGCAGCGUCAGCCGCCUCUCCGGCACCCCGCCCCCCGUCGCACCGAUUUUCUUGAGGAACAAAAUGACCGUUGUGAAUAGUCUCUAAACGUGUGCCUGCGUAAAGGUGAAGGAUGACGUAACGCACUACGUUUGGAUGAAGUGAAUAUUUUAUACCCAUUUCAGCACCACAGAGAGCUGCACGUAAGCGAUAAAAAAACAAUGUUGAUCUCCUCUUCAGACGUAAUUUCCUUUGCUUACUUUUAAGGCCACCAUAAAAAGUAUGGCAAAAUCACGCUCGAGGUCACCCAAGUGGAAAUCCAGGCCGCCACCAUACAAAAGUCCCGAGCGCAAUAGACGCAGACACUUUCACGAGCAUUACCAAGAUGGUGAAGGGUUCCAUAGAGGCCCCAGAAGGCCCAAACACUGGGAAGAAGAAAGGCACGGACAAAGCAAUUUCAGGAUGACUCCAUAUAAACGCUUUAAUGAUAACAACUAUGAGCCAGAUGCAUUUUCUGCAGACUUGAGGAAAUCUCCUUUUGAAUCGUCCAGUCGAUUUAAAAGAAUGCAUUCUCCUGAUAGGCGUGGAGAUGGUAAUAGAAGAUUUCCAGCAAAAUAUCCAGAGGAUCGUAAUAGACAUGGCCAUAGAGAACACCGUGAUUAUCACCAUCGAAAUCAAGAACUUAAUGCACAUACCGAAACAAAUGGUUUUAAACAUGUGAGACGAGAAGGCUCCUCUCACAGAUCUUACCACAGAGAACCUGAUAGGGAUUGGCAUGACCAUGAUGGACAGUGGAAUCAAGAUCACACAGAUCCAUAUUUGCCACCAUCCGGCAGAAGAUCUGAAGAAUUUGUUGAUCAAAAUGUGUUUCAAAAGAGGCAUCCUGAGGAUCGUGAUUACAGAGAACAUGAGCCACUUCCUAAGAGAACUAGAGAACCAGACAGGCAUGACUACAGGCCGCCACCAAGACAUUCUCACUGGAAUGAUGAUCAUACUUUAUGGCCACAUCAUGACAAGGAUUGGUCAAAAGACGCAGAUCUCCGAGAUCCUAGUCCUGUUGUAUAUCAGACCCAUUCAGGAGAACUUGCCAAGAUAGAAUAUGAUUAUAGUCAUAGAUCUCCUUCGUAUGUACAUGUGGAGCCACCUUUUUUAAAUGACCAUGCUGAGAGAGACAACCGUUACGAAGACAAGAAAAACUUUUCUACCAGAACUUCCCAACACAACAGGUCAAAUAUGAGUAACCGAGAAAGGGGAACAUUUUCUGAAAGAUCACCAGAACAGACUACUAAAUACAGUGAAAAAAAGGCUCCCGAUAGAGGUGCGUUCAAAACUGAUAACCUACACCUAAAUCAUAAGCACAAGGAAAGUGGAAGAGAAGCUGAAUACAGGAGGGAACCAAGUUCUAAACGCCACUUGGAUAACCAUAGUCCAAAAUCUUCUGACCCAACCAUAACACCGAAGACUAACUGUGAAAAGGAAUCUAUCAUGGUUAAUCUGGAAUUGAAGAAAUCGGUGGAUAAGUAUAGACAACCUCAUGAGCAUUGGAAUAUCUCCAAAGACAUUCAACCAAAGUCUGACAUUCCCCAAGGGAAGAGGAAUUCUGAACAGAAGAUGCCCGAAAAAGAUGUUCUAAAGAGACAACCUCAUGAGCAUUGGAAUAUCUCCAAAGACAUUCAACCAAAGUCUGACAUUCCCCAAGGGAAGAGGAAUUCUGAACAGAAGAUGCCCGAAAAGGAUGUUCAAAAGAGGAGCAAUUCCACUUCCUAUGAGAGACAGAUGUCUGAAGACCUGGUAGCAGUAGGUAGAAAAGAUGCUUUUCACCCUGUGUUUGACCAUCUAAGCUCUUCGACGCAUGGGGGAACUAAUGCUCCAAGCACUGAAUUUACUCAGGAAAUAAUAACCAUCAUCCAUGAAGUGAAAGCAAACCAUUUCAAAUCUACUGAAAUGUCACUCCAUGAACGUUUUUCCAAGCUGCAAGCAGAAAGCAAUAAGGAAGAGCUGAACCUUAACAGAACUACAGCACAGGCCAAUCCGGAGAUCCACAGGAGAAUUGAUAUCUCCCUGGAAGAUCUUCAGAAGAAGACUCUCCACAAAACCGAAGUCAGCAUGGCCAGCCAGCGAGUAAUUGAUGAUCCUAAUGAUUUGCGGCAUGAUAUAGAAAGAAGAAGAAAGCAGAGACUGCACAGUGAAGAGGAUAGCAAUGCCAAUGUUUCCUUUUGUGACAGUGAUGCUCCAGGCAGCUAUUUCAAACCACGUAAUAACGACACUGGAGAAUUUCAGAAGUUGUCAAGAGGGGGCACAACACCUUUCCGAAAGUCAACAGGCAGGCCUCCGGGAUGGAAGAACCCAGCCCCAAGGAUGUAACCGACUUCCAUGAGCUUCAGGAGGAAUCUUAUCCACUAGAGCUUCUACUUGUAGAUACUUGACUUUCCAGGGCUUCGUUAAGAGCAUCGGCACUAAAAAAUAAAUAGUCUUGAUAAAAGAUACUAUUUUCUCAGUAGUGGAUUGCUGCACAACUUUUGUAAUGUUUUCACAGUUUUUUAAUGACCAUGUUCAGAUGAAAAAUUGCUAAUUUCUCAAUACCAUUUUCGCAAGAAUAAAAUGCAAGGCUGAAACACAGAGGACUUCUUAUAGAUGGGUUGUCUGUAUUUAUUACACCUUUCCUUUGGCAACAGCAUGGUUUGUUUUAUUUUUGUUUCUGUUCAGGUUUUAGUUUUAUGUUGAGAAAUUUGUGUAUUAAUGUAAUAAAGUGCCUGAAUUGUUUUA
Bufo gargarizans (Asiatic toad) is the source of this 2877-nucleotide messenger RNA. RefSeq names its product BCLAF1 and THRAP3 family member 3 (gene BCLAF3). Gene Ontology annotation, biological process: positive regulation of transcription by RNA polymerase II. Gene Ontology annotation, molecular function: transcription coregulator activity; DNA binding. Gene Ontology annotation, cellular component: mediator complex. NCBI's taxonomy places the organism in Eukaryota, Metazoa, Chordata, Amphibia, Anura, Bufonidae. The transcript has 13 exons. The coding region runs from base 394 to 2475 and encodes 693 amino acids. The record is from RefSeq and is a predicted model, not a curated record.